Molecule: messenger RNA, 1494 nt
Organism: Maudiozyma barnettii
Lineage: Eukaryota; Fungi; Ascomycota; Saccharomycetes; Saccharomycetales; Saccharomycetaceae
Gene: UGA2
Product: succinate-semialdehyde dehydrogenase (NAD(P)(+))
Exons: 1
Coding region: 1-1494 (497 amino acids)
Biological process (GO): GABA catabolic process
Molecular function (GO): succinate-semialdehyde dehydrogenase (NAD+) activity
Source: RefSeq, a predicted model, not a curated record
AUGCAAUCUGAACGUUUCCCUCAACCUAUAUUUCAAGACCCAGAAUUGGUUAGAAAGGGGGCUUACAUUAACGGUGAAUGGAUCAAUUCUGCUCCCGAAUAUUUUGAGGUAACCAAUCCUGCCAGUGGCGAAGUAAUUGCAAAACUACCUGAACAACCUGUCUCUGAGGUCGAGAGAGCCAUCGAUGUAGCUUUCAAUGCUUUUAAGACUUAUAAAAAUACACCCCCAAGAGAUAGGGCUAAGUGGUUAAGAAAUAUGUACAAUUUAAUGAUUGAAAAUAUUGACGAUUUGGCAAAGAUCAUCGCUUGGGAAAAUGGUAAAGCCAUGUCUGAUGCAAUUGGUGAAAUCAAAUAUGCCGCAUCUUAUUUUGAAUGGUAUGCUGAAGAAGCACCAAGAUUAUAUGGUUCUACAAUUCAGCCAAGUAACCCUAAUAAUAGAGUCAUUACUUUAAGACAACCAGUCGGUGUUUGUGGUAUUAUUUGCCCAUGGAAUUUUCCCAGCGCUAUGAUUACUAGAAAGGCUGCAGCUGCACUAGCUGCAGGUUGUACUGUAGUAAUCAAACCAGAUUCUUCCACUCCACUUUCUGCAUUAGCUUUGGGUUAUCUUGCUGAAAAGGCAGGUAUUCCAAAAGGUACUUUAAAUAUUGUCCUCAGCCAUACUAGGACUCCAGAAUUUGGUUUGAAAUUAUGUGAAUCACCAAAGGUGAAAAAAAUUACUUUCACUGGAUCAACAAAUGUUGGUAAGAUCUUGAUGAAGCAAUCAGCAUCAACGUUAAAGAAACUAUCUUUAGAAUUAGGAGGGAAUGCUCCUUUGAUUGUUUUUAAUGACGCAGACUUAGAUCAAGCCGUAGAACAAGCAAUUGCCUCCAAAUUUAGGGGUUUAGGUCAGACCUGUGUUUGUUGCAAUAGAUUAUACGUCCAUUCUUCCAUUAUCGAUGAGUUUGCUCAACGUAUGGCAGCAGAAGUCAAAAAGUUUUCAAUUGGGUAUGGUUUAGAUCCUAAAAAUACUCAUGGGUGUUUGAUUAAUGACAAAGCUGUCGCUAAAGUUGAACAUCAUAAGAAGGAUGCUAUUGAGAGAGGUGCCAAAAUUGUUGUCGAUGGUGGAUUAUUGCCAGAUUUGGGUCCAAACUUCUAUGCUCCAGUCAUUCUAUCUCAUGUUCCACAUGAUGCUUUGGUUGCAAAAGAAGAAACAUUUGGUCCAAUGUGUCCUAUUUUUGCCUUUGACACUUUAGAAGAAGUUGUUGAACUUGCCAAUGACAGUGAAUUUGGUCUUGCGUCAUACGUAUUCUCUAAAAAUAUUGACACUGUUUACACUGUUGCAGAGGCCCUAGAGUCCGGUAUAGUUUCUGCUAACACAGGGUUGUUUUCUGAUUGUUCUAUCCCAUUUGGAGGUGUCAAGGAAUCUGGAUUCGGUAGAGAGGGUUCAUUGUAUGGUAUUGAAGAUUAUACAGUCAUAAAGACAAUCAAUAUCGGAUGUUUACCACCAAGAAUUUAG